This is a messenger RNA of Drosophila takahashii, 550 nucleotides long. RefSeq lists its product as uncharacterized. The record is from RefSeq and is a predicted model, not a curated record. NCBI's taxonomy places the organism in Eukaryota, Metazoa, Arthropoda, Insecta, Diptera, Drosophilidae.
AUGGUGAAGAAAAAUAAAUACAAAUCGUUGGCAAACCAAAAGAAAGUGCCCGUCACUGAUGCCAAAAAGGAGCCCGAAACUCCUCGUAAGAAGGCUCCAAAGGUGGAUAAAGAGAAAUGCGCUAAGCCGGAACCGAAACCCUUGGAACCGUUGAGUCUGGAGAAGACCAAGAAGCACCUGGAUCAAAUGUCUGCCCUGGCCACCAUGCCACUGCGUUUGGAUCACCAGAUUCAGUGCAUCAAGGUUCUGCAGCAGCAGCUCUUCAAGCUUCACCUCCAGCAGGUCAUCCUCCUCGAUGGCUGUACCGAUUUCCUCCAGGAACUGAACACCAUUCAGCCGACUAAUGUCCUUGAGGAGCAGCGUAUCCUGGACACUUUCAACGAGGUUAAGAGCAAGUUAUCCGAGGUUUUCGAGCACUUUUUGCCCGCUCAGUUGGAUAUGCUGAAGCACGAAACGAAGAUCUUGCAGGUCUCUGAGCAGUUGAUGUCCAAAUAAUUUGAUAGUCUUCUAGAUUUUAUAGCGAAAAUCUAAUAAAAAUCAAAGGAAGAGA